Messenger RNA from Paramecium octaurelia, 741 nucleotides. The record is from the annotation of a GenBank genome assembly. Lineage: Eukaryota; Ciliophora; Oligohymenophorea; Peniculida; Parameciidae.
AUGAAUUAUUCAUUUAACUAAUUCAAUUCCAUUCUUAUCCAAAAGACUCUCCAAAGAACUUUACAUCGUCUCCAUUACAGAUAGUCUCUCUAUGUGCAAUUGCAAAACUAUGAAGAAAAUAGCAAAACAAUCGUUUAUCAUCUCACCACUAUACUCCAGAAAGUGGGCCAUCCUCUCAUUUUAGUCAUCAGUUGGUAUCACUCCACCAUACACAAGUAAUUUCAAAAAGGACAUUAUGAAUGCUAAGAUAAUUAUGCAAGAUUCAUAAAAUCUAUAUUUAUACAUUAACGAUUGUUUAUCUUAUUAAAAGAUAAAUAGGAAAUCAGUUAACGUAAGUAAUAAUUGCACACUGUAUUCAAUCCAAUGAGAUGUUUCCUCAAAGAACUCAGGAUCAAAAGUGAAUAAAAUUAAUGCUACUAAAGUCCCUCCAAUAUUCACUAUGAUUAAGUAGAUCUUUAUCGAAUCCAUUGUUACUAUUCCUGUCAAGAUCAAAACACAUCCUUCACUUAAAGCAAAGAAAAAAGAUCCGUAGAAAUCCAACAUAUGGAAAGGUAAAUAAUAAUUUUCUUCAAUAACAUCCUAAGGGUGACAAUUGGCUACUAACAACGCCAAAUUACAAAAAAAGUUAAUCACAAUCACUAAAGUAAAGAAUAUGAGUAUAUUUUUUUUGAAUUUGUGAUCAUUGUAAAUAUGAGUAUAGAUUAAGUUCUUAUUCUAAUCAUUAAAUAUAUGGCUUUUUGA